CACACCGGACGUGACGCCAUGGCUUUAAAUUACUUGAAGGAACUCCAGAAAAAAAUGCAUUGGUUGUACAGUAUGAAAAGAAGCCUGUAGGCUGUGAUGACUCUACAAGCUGAAGAUAAUGAGUAAAUGAAUGCAGCGGUGCUUCACUUCCAAAGAUGAAGAGUGAGCUGGGGUCAAAUCUGGCUUUACACCGCAAGAAAGGGGAAGCUGACCGCAAGUUUCAUUGUAAGCUUUGACUUCGGACGUGACUGCUUUAAGCUGCUGAGUCAUGGCUCUGAAGACAGCAGUGAGCUCUGUGACUGUGGGGGUGGACGGCAUGACCUGCGGCUCCUGUGUGCAGAGCAUUGAGCAGCAAGUCGCUGGGCUCCCCGGAGUCUAUGGCCUUCAGGUGUCCUUGGAGCUGAAGCAGGCUAUGGUGACAUUCGAUCCCAGCCUCCAGAGCCCAGAGUCUCUAGCAGAAGCCAUUGAAGACAUGGGCUUCGAGUCCAGGCUCCCAGAAUUCCCUGCCGCUGUACCUGUACCCACAGAAACUAGAGUCAUAUCACUGACAGGCCUUUCCAUUGAAUCCCAGCCCCAGGCCCUGAGCUCACUGUCCCAGCUGAGGGGGGUUGUGCAGGCCUCAGUGGUCCCCAGCCAGGACAGUCUGUCCCUCACCUUCAUUCCGUCCAUGACCAGUGCCGAGCGGGUCGACGAAGCGCUGAGGAGUCUGGGCUUGGAAGCGGAGACCGAGCCCCCCGAGCGGCCGCCGGCCAGUCAGGAUGACGAGGUGCUGGUGAAGAUGCGUAUCGAAGGGAUGGCCUUCCUGUCCUGCACCACGACCAUAGAAGGGAAAAUCAGGAAGCUGAAUGGUGUCCGGAAGGUCAAAGUUGUUUGGGACGCCCAAGAAGCCACAGUGGUGUAUGUGCCUCAGAUCAUCACUCUUGAUGAGAUUGUCAGCCAGAUCAGCGUGGAAGGCUUCCAGGCCCAUGUGAAAUCCAAGCCCAGCCCUAUACAGCUGUCCAGCAGCAAGGUGGAGUGCCUGCAGGCUUCCGCCGGGCCGACUGUCGUGCCUCCCUCCCUGGGUGCUGCUGUCCCCGUGCUGCUGAGGGUGACCGGCAUGCACUGUCGCUCCUGCGAGACCAACAUCCAGGACAACGCGUCGUCUCUGCCGGGGGUGGUCUCCGUGGAGGUCUCUCUGGAGCGGGAGAAUGCGGCGGUGUGCUAUAAUCCUAGGCUUAUCUCGGUCACACAGAUACGCCAGGCCAUCGAAGCUCUCCCACCCGGGAAUUUCCGGGUCUAUAUGGAUGGUGAAACACCCCCAGUGCCCCAGGGCCUUCCCGCCCCAUUGCCGCUGGCCCCAGAACCCGGAGUUUUGCUGCCCCAGGGGCCAGUCGUAGUUAUCGGCAUUGAAGGCAUGACCUGUGGCUCCUGUGUGCAGUCUAUCGAGGGAAUGAUGUCUCAGCACAAGGGGGUAAAGUCUGUCCAGGUCUCUCUCUCCAGCCAUAAGGGCACAUUUCAGUAUGACCCUCUUGUCACCACACCAGAAGAGCUCCGCCUGGCCAUCGAAGACAUGGGCUUUGAUGCUUUCUUACCAGAAACAAAUUCCUUGGUCACGGAGUUGCCUUUGCCCCCAGAAGACACCCCCAAGGAUGAGGGUAACGAAGAUUCUGGGGAUGUUCAGGGAGAGCAAGGAGGGGCAAAAACCCUGUCAAAGUGCUAUAUACACAUUGGAGGAAUGACCUGUGCUUCCUGUGUGGUUAACAUUGAGAGGAACCUCAAGAAUGAGGAUGGAGUUUACUCUGUGCUCGUGGCACUAAUGGCCAGUAAGGCAGAAGUGCGUUACAACCCUAGGAUCAUUGACGCUGCCAGCAUUGUGGAGUGCAUCCGAGAGCUGGGCUUCACCGCGUCUGUCAUGGAGAAUUACGAUGGCUCUGAUGGCAGCCUGGAGCUGGUGGUGAGGGGGAUGACAUGCGCCUCCUGUGUGCACAAAAUUGAGUCGAACCUGAUGAAAAACGAAGGCGUCGUCUAUGCAUCUGUGGCGCUGGCUACCAACAAAGCCCACAUCAAAUAUGACCCGGAAGUAACUGGACCACGUGAUCUGAUCAAACUGAUUGAGAAUCUAGGCUUUGAGGCUUCUCUUGUGAAAAAAGACCGCUCUGCCAGUCACCUGGACCACAGCAAGGAGAUACGGCAGUGGAGGAAGUCCCUCAUCAUCAGCCUCUUUUUCUGCAUUCCUGUGAUGGGCAUGAUGAUAUACAUGAUCAUCGUGGACCACCAGAUAAACACGCAGCACCACCAUAACGCCAGUAAGGCGGACAUCGAGCAGUAUCACUCCAACAUGUUCCUAGAGCGGCAGCUUCUUCCUGGUCUGUCCAUCAUGAAUCUCAUCUCUUUCCUCUUCUGUGUCCCAGUACAGUUCGUCGGUGGUCGCUACUUCUACAUCCAGGCGUACAAAUCUCUGAAGCAUAGGACGGCCAACAUGGAUGUUCUCAUCGUCCUGGCAACUUCCAUAGCCUUCACCUAUUCUCUGGUGAUUCUGCUGGUGGCCAUGAUCGAGAGGGCGAAGACCAACCCCGUCACUUUCUUUGAUACUCCUCCCAUGCUUUUCGUGUUCAUCUCGCUGGGGAGGUGGCUCGAGCAAAUAGCAAAGAGCAAAACUUCUGAAGCGCUGUCUAAGUUGAUGUCGCUGCAGGCUACGGAGGCCACCGUUGUCACUCUUAACAGUGACAUGUCUAUCCUGAGAGAGGAGCAGGUGGAUGUGGAGCUGGUUCAGAGGGGAGAUGUGGUCAAGGUUGUCCCAGGUGGGAAGUUCCCCGUUGACGGACGAGUCCUUGAAGGUCACUCUAUGGCAGAUGAGUCGCUCAUUACAGGAGAGGCCAUGCCUGUGACGAAAAAGCCCGGCAGCUCGGUGAUCGCCGGCUCCAUAAACCAGAACGGGUCCCUGUUCAUCAGAGCCACACACGUGGGGGCGGACACCACCCUGUCCCAAAUCGUCAAGCUGGUGGAGGAGGCCCAAACCUCCAAGGCUCCCAUCCAGCAGUUCGCGGACAAGAUCAGCGGCUACUUUGUUCCCUUCAUCGUCGGCGUCUCCGUCCUGACCCUGCUUGCCUGGAUUAUUAUUGGAUUUUUAGACUUUUCUCUGGCUGAGAAAUAUUUCCCAGGAUAUAACCAAAGCAUCUCCCAGGCUGAGGUGGCCAUCAGGUUCGCCUUCCAGGCCUCCAUCACUGUCCUGUGCAUCGCCUGCCCCUGCUCCCUGGGCCUGGCCACGCCCACCGCGGUCAUGGUCGGCACCGGAGUGGGAGCCCAGAACGGCAUCCUCAUCAAGGGCGGCGAGCCUCUGGAGAUGGCUCACAAAAUCCAGACGGUGGUGUUCGAUAAGACCGGGACCAUCACCUACGGCACCCCCAAAGUGGUCCAGGUGAAGAUGUUGGCAGAAGGGAACAGCAUGCCCCGCUCCCGCCUGCUGACCGUCGUGGGCACGGCGGAGAACAACAGCGAGCACCCGCUAGGGGCGGCUAUCGCCCGCUUCUGCAAGCAGGAGCUGGGGUCCGAGUCGCUGGGCACGUGCACCGACUUCCAGGCCGUGCCGGGCUGUGGGAUCCGCUGCCAGGUCAGCAACACGGUGCCGCCGCUGGGCCAUGAGGACGGAGAUGACAGGAACCAGCGCAACGCGCUGCUGGUGCAGCUGGGAGACAGUGGGGGCAGCCUCCGCUCGCACCCUCUGAUCAUGGAGCCCGAGCCGCUAAGCCUGGUGCAGACAGCCAGCCACUCGGUCCUCAUCGGGAACAGGGAGUGGAUGAAGAGGAACGGGCUGCAGGUGACUGGCGAUGUGGACGAGGCCAUGGUGGCCCACGAGUGCAGAGGCCGUACGGCCGUCCUGGUCGCGGUCGAUGGGGUCCUCUGUGCCAUGCUGGCCAUCGCGGACACGGUGAAGCCGGAGGCGGAGCUGGCUGUCCACACGCUGAUCUCCAUGGGCCUGGAGGUGGUGCUCAUGACUGGGGACAACAGCAAGACCGCACGCGCCAUCGCCGCCCAGGUGGGCAUCCGGAAGGUGUUCGCCGAGGUCUUGCCCUCGCACAAGGUGGCCAAGGUGGAGCAGCUGCAGCAAGCGGGCAGGCGUGUGGCCAUGGUCGGGGACGGCAUCAACGACUCGCCGGCGCUGGCCAUGGCCGACGUGGGCAUAGCCAUCGGCACGGGCACGGACGUGGCCAUCGAGGCCGCCGACGUCGUGUUGAUCAGGAAUGAUCUUUUGGAUGUAGUCGGCAGCAUUGACUUAUCAAAGAAGACAGUAAAGAGGAUUCGAAUUAACUUUGUUUUUGCCCUGAUUUAUAAUCUUGUUGGGAUUCCCAUUGCUGCAGGUGUUUUCCUGCCCGUCGGCCUUGUGCUCCAGCCCUGGAUGGCCUCCGCCGCCAUGGCAGCCUCCUCCGUCUCCGUCGUGCUCUCCUCCCUCCUGCUGAAGUGUUACUCCAAACCCAGUGCUGAGAAGCUGGAGUCCCGCCUCCGGGCCCCCAUGCGACACAGCAGCCUAUCGGACGUCAGCGUGCACAUUGGCAUGGGGGAUCGGUGUCGGGCCUCCCCCCGGCUCAGCCUGCUGGACCGCAUCCUGCACUACAGCCGGGCCUCCCUCAGCUCGCUGCGGUCCGACAAGCGCUCGCUUAACAGCAUGGCGCUGGCGGAGCCCGACAAGCACUCGCUGCUGGUGGGGGAGGGCCGCUAUGACGAGGAUGCCGUGUGACCGGUCGCCCCAGGGCCUUGACCCCAAGCACACUCCGCCCCCCAUACGGGUCGAACCACAGUGCCAAGGCUCUCUCUAAAGGCCCGUCGAUUCCCCAUUCCGUCAUCUCCGUCAUGCAAGCUGCACUUCAAAGGGCGCUUGUCGGGUAUUUGCAAAGGCUUUAUUUAAUCUACAGCCGGUAGCCGGGAUCACUUAAACCGCAGUGCUUCAGCUAGGAGGCGGAGACUGACUGACCCACAUGGUGGGCAGCGAAGAGCCAAUCCGACACAAGUGCUGAUUUAAGACAAUCGGAGGCUUUUAGAAGAAUCCACUAGUGUAAAAAGAAUUUUACCCAUAUUGAUGAUAGAGUGAUUUGAUAAAAUAUUUUAUUAAAUGAUUAUCUUUUAGUUGUUACACAAGUGAAAUUUUUUAUAUAAAGAGUAAUAUAAUUUUUUUGUCGUUAAAGCGAUAUGAAUAUAUGAUUAUGAUAGAAGACCAGCAAAUUGUUUUCCCCAACGUAGUCACCUCAGAAUUAUUGGCACCCUUCAUGAAAACAAGCUAAAAUUAGUAUUUUAAAAGAAUCACACAUGCAAAAUAUUUUUUGGCUAAAACAAAUGUGCUUUUAUUUUCAAACAGAUUUUUAGAGCAAAAUAAAGCCAUAAAUUUUCUAUUGGGUUCAAGCCCAAAGACUGAGAGCCAGGCAAAGCCUUGAUUUUGUUUUGUUGCAGCCAUUUCUUUGUCGAUUUUGAUCUGUGCUUCUGAUCAUUGUCUCUUUGGGAGACCCAGCCUCAGCCUAGUUUCAGCUUCUGGCUGGAGUGACCAAAUUUUGAUCUGAAAGGUUGCAGUUGUGAAACUGUGAUCUUUGUGCUGUUCUUUGCCUCUCUGAGCAUCCUCCUCACUGUUGGGACAGUAUGUGGAUGCGUCCCCUUCUUGGCAAAUUUUCAUCAGUUCCAUGCUUUUCAACCUUUAUAAUCAUUACAUGCAUUACCUAUAGUGCUCACUUUCUUGAGGGGUGCCAUUAUUUCUGGAGUUGACUGUAAAUACCGGCCUGAGAGGUAAAUGAAGGAAUCCGGCAGUGAAAUGAUGGCGGUGGCCAUUAACAUGAUUUCUUAGCGUCACAUGUUCCACGCUUGUUCUUUCCCUCCUACGAUGACCUCUGCAUGGACGUGAAAGCAUUGAGACUGUGCUAGAUUGUCACAGAUGGGGACCCGCCUGGAUCACAUGAGAGAAAUGGGAUUAGAAUAGAAAUGUAAUAGUAAAGUUACAGCCGCAAGCUUGCCUUAACUGUCACUGCAGGAGGCAUUGACUGCUGAUGGGCACAGCCUCGUGGGCCGGGGCUGGUAAGAGAUACACACUCUCCCAGAAAGCUAUGGCUGAAAUGAGUGAACUGAAUUGUUGAGCCAGCAUGGUGAAGCUGCUGUCAGUUAUCGUACCGCCUAUAAGCAGACGUGCUGAAUACGUUAACACUAGCCGUCCCAUCCCAGGCCGUCCCUGUGGGGGGCAGUGUCCAUUCCAAAGUAGAAGACUGAUUUUUUUAUUUAUAUAUGCUAUUAUGUACGCUUAAGCAGCGUAUAAAAAUAUAUGUUGCAUUUAUGUUUGAUAUACAAUGUUUUGCAAGGUUAGUCCUGACCUAGAGACUAGCCUUAGAUUAGGACUAAGUGUGAGUUUAAGUACAGGCGUGCGGUCUUGCUCCGGGACCGGUGUUCUGCAGCAUACUGUGACUUUUGAACUUUGACACUUCACUGCACGGCGCACUGUGUGGAGACGCAUACUGAAGGACACACUCCCUGCGAGUGACACACUCCAUGCUAGCAUGUGUUGGUGUGUCAGGCUUGCUGUGUAUGCAGGGUGAAUGUAAUGAGGACAGGCAGGCUGUCCCUUUACCUUAGUGGUUUCCUGUCAAUCCAAAUAUGUUACUUACUGAAGCUGCUCAGCCAUCAUCUGUUUGAUCCCUGUUCCGGUGCUCAUAUUUAUUUUUCUUAUUUCGAACAUUUUAUCUGUUUUAUCUGUCUGAACUUUUUGUUCUGAAACAUCGUUCUUGGCAUUCACUCUCUGUGGCUUGUCUGAAUCCAGCUGAAAUAAUGUCUUUUAUAAGUUUAUUGCACGUUGUAAGGAAUAAACUGCUUUUAUAUUGCUCAA
Paramormyrops kingsleyae is the source of this 6832-nucleotide messenger RNA. RefSeq names its product ATPase copper transporting alpha (gene atp7a). Gene Ontology annotation, biological process: monoatomic cation transport. Gene Ontology annotation, cellular component: membrane. Gene Ontology annotation, molecular function: ATP binding; copper ion binding; ATP hydrolysis activity. Lineage: Eukaryota; Metazoa; Chordata; Actinopteri; Osteoglossiformes; Mormyridae. The record is from RefSeq and is a predicted model, not a curated record.